Pieris macdunnoughi is the source of this 987-nucleotide messenger RNA. The record is from the annotation of a GenBank genome assembly. NCBI's taxonomy places the organism in Eukaryota, Metazoa, Arthropoda, Insecta, Lepidoptera, Pieridae.
AUGCUAGUCGGACCUACUUGUCAGUUGAUGUCGAUAUUUAUCGGCGCAGUGCAGGUAUGUUUCAUGCCAGCGCCCGUGGGGCAGUGUCAAGACUGUUGUCCGAGAAAUGACCGCAUUGACAUCAAGUAUAAGCUUUUUACAAGACCAUUUCUGAGUACAUUCGAAAUAAUCAGAUAUAAUAAUGACUUGAGGUCAUUGACUCGAAGCAGGUUUAAUACCUCUCAUCCAACUGUCAUUUAUCUCUUUGGUUUUUCCGAAGCUUCCACUGGCAUCAGCACGUUAACUUUGAAGAAUGCUUAUUUGAGUACAGGAGAAUACAACUUUGUAAGCGUUGACUGGUCGCGGCUUGUUGCAUUUCCUUGGUACGUAUCAGCAGUGCAAAAUACUCGUUACAUGGGUAAACGACUGGCUGAUUUUAUACAAUUCCUGAAUUCAGCGGGGGUGCCCGCGGGCUCUUUGCAUGUUAUUGGAUUUUCUUUGGGCGCUGAAGCUGCUGGCUUCACAGGCAAGGAGCUUAAGAGAAGAGGUUUACUUUUAGGAAGGAUAACAGGUCUAGAUCCAGCAUAUCCGGGUUACAGUUUAUACGACAGUGGAGGACACCUAAGCAAUGGUGACGCUGCAUUUGUAGACGUCAUACAUACAAAUCCUGGCGUAUUUGGCUUCCCUCAGCCAAUUGGUGAUGUAGACUUUUACCCUAAUCACGGGGAAUGGAUUCAACCUGGAUGCUGGAUUGAUCAGCUGCUUAGGAAUCGACAAACAAAUUUUGUAUAUGGCUGUAGUCACAAUCGAGCAUGGAGACUAUAUGCCGAAUCAGUACAAAACCCGACUGGAUUUCCAAGUACGGCGUGUCGAGAUUGGAGGAGCACCUCAUCUCCUUGUGUCUUCAGUAUUGACGGAUACAUGGGAUUAGGCGCCCAACCAUCUUCGCAUGGGAAACUAUACUUGGCAACGAAUGAUCGACCUCCUUUUGCGAGAAAUGGCCAAUAG